UGUCUGAGAACGUAACGUGCUGCGCGAACAAAGUGCAAUCAAGUAUUGUUCUUGGGGUAUUCGACCACUAAGAGGUUUUUGCAUCUGGCGUCGCACACAAAUCUGCGCGAUGCUUCUGAGGCCUCUAUUGAGGCGAGCCAGUCAGUCAUUAGGCACGAAGACAUCUGGCAGUGUCGUAACUUCUUAUUCAGCUAGUGUAGCACCCCGCGGUGUGUCAUGGUGUUCCGAUCCGUGCUUCACGGCAUCAUCUUCUAGGAGCUUCCACCUCAGUAGCAUAUUAGAAAAACGUGAUUAUUAUGAUGUGCUUGGCGUUCCGCGUAACGCAAGUUCUAAGGAUAUCAAAAAAGCGUAUUAUCAAUUAGCCAAAAAAUACCAUCCGGAUACAAAUAAAGGAGACAAGGAUGCCGCGAAGAAGUUUACUGAGGUUUCGGAGGCGUACGAGGUGCUUAGUGAUGAGAGUAAACGGCAACAGUAUGACCAGUUUGGCACAGCUAGUAUGGGUAGCACCGGCUUCGGUGCAGGCAGUGGUGGACCGGGAGCUGGUUUCGGUGGAGCGGACAGAGGCCAACAACAGUAUACCUAUCAAUCGCACAUUGAUCCUGAGGAGUUGUUUCGCAAAAUAUUUGGCGACUUUGCUGGCGGUCAGGGUGGUAACAAAAAUGGAUUCGAUCCAUUCGGUGCAGAGGAAAGUCAAUUUGGUUUUGGGCAGGCGCAAGAGGUGAUUGUCAACCUGACAUUCGAAGAGGCAGCGCGCGGCAUCAAUAAAGAGAUGCAAAUUAAUAUUGUUGAUACGUGCCCCAAGUGUUCGGGUUCGCGCGCCGAACUCGGCACGAAAUCACAGCCUUGCCAAUUCUGCCACGGCACUGGUAUGGAAACUAUCUCAACGGGACCGUUCGUCAUGCGCUCGACGUGUCGAAAAUGCGGCGGCACGCGCGUCUUCAUCCCUCAUAAAUGUACAGAAUGCGCUGGUAAGGGUCAAACGGUGCAGCGGAAGAAAGUCACGUGUCCAAUUCCGGCAGGCGUCGAAGAUGGUCAGACAAUUCGAAUGGUAGUCGGAAACAAGGAAUUGUUUGUCACGCUACGAGUGGCACGGUCGAGGCAAUUUCGACGAGAUGGCGCUGACCUCCACUCGGAAGUACCCAUCUCGAUCACACAGGCCGUGCUAGGGGGCACCGUUAACGUUCACGGCAUUUACGAGGACGUUCGACUCCGUAUCCAGCCCGGAACAUCUUCGCACACCAAAAUUAGAAUUAGUGGGAAAGGCCUUCGUCGAGUAAACACUAGCGGCUGUGGUGAUCAUUACGUUAAUAUUAAAAUCGAAGUUCCAACGUCGCUUACACCCGAAAUGAAGGCUCUAAUGCAAGCCUUUGCCGAGGUUGACAAGCACAGCAAUAAAUAUGGUACCGUUGGCAGUAACCAAGGUAGUCCGAAGGACGGAUCAAAGCCUGAAGCUGAGACUGGGCAGAAGAUGAAAGAGGACGGCAAGGAUGACGACGGAAUCCUGUCGAAAAUUAAAAAGGCGAUCUUCGAGUAAGUAAGGAGCCGAUUUACUCGAUUUAUUCUCCUUCCGUCAGCAACACAUAUGGUCUUUCGUUUAGUCAUAGGACACACUGGUGUAGCAGUGCGACCUAUUUCGUGUUUCUCGGGACACGAAUAGAAGAGACCGAAGCUGCUGACGGGGAUUUGCUAGCACUGGUCUUGUCAACGAGAGCAAGCUUUGUCGGCAAGCAUCUCUUAAUUAAUUAUAUAGACGUAGAUCAACUAUGUUGAAAACAACAACGGAAACAAUAGCAAUCAUCGAAUAGAAAAGGAGGUAGGGAAUUUUUAAAUUCUGUACACAAACACAGUCAUACAAACAUGCAAAAACAAGUAUACAGACGUGCAGGAGCAUCUCUAACACAGAACGCGUAUUGAAAACCCACAGAUUCAAUUGCACCUGUCUAAAUAUAGUAAACAUGAGCCGCAAUGGAGGAUGCCUAGAGAAUAUGAAAAUGUAUGGUCCUGAAGGACAUCAAAACAAAUGGUUGACGCUGUAGCGUCGUGGAUUGGAAUGGACUAAUUGCGGGCAGGUGGAUAACUAAAAAUGGGAAGUUGCUGUCUUGUGUCAAUUUCGGUAGCUGACGAAUUGACGGCUGCACUUUUAUAUUUCGCCGCAGGUGGUUCCGGUGACUGAAAAACACUUGCAGAUUGUUCGCCAGUUGUUACUGCUGCUAUCAAUUAUUGUUUUGGUGGCAACCUGUCCCUUUGUUUGACCCAUCUCCUGUAUCAACAAUACAACCUCGCUUGCCACUUAACCAACGAAUGACACUAAUAGUAAAGGGUUCAAACAUCGGUUUAUGUUUAUAGACGUCUAAUAUGAUGAAUGAUAUAGAUGGAAAGAACUAUUAGAAAAGAAAAGGCUAGAUUCUACUGAUUUGUCAAUAAACAUUGAAAAUCCAUGUUAACACAUUUAACUAAAGCGUACUGGGAGAAUGAAGACAAAUAACUAAUAGUAAUAACAAAAAAUAUCAGGUAGCAGUAACAACCCUAAAAGAAUAAAAUGAAAAAGACAAAAAAGAUGUACAAUUUGCUUAUAUAAAUAUAAUAUUUAAUAGAUGUUGGAGUGUUCUACAAUAAAUUCUUUGUAUCUUAACAAAAAAAAAAUGGUUGCCCUGCCUUUUAUGUAUGAUAAUGGUAUAUAUUUGUAAAUGUGUGAAUUAGUAGAAGGUUUUCCUUCACGCAAAGCUGCAAAAUUAGUUGAAGGUUGACGAUCGAAAUGUGUGAGGUAAACAAGUCUCGCUUCACAGAGUUGUCUGCUAACGUAAGCACGAAGUCCUCAGAGAAGUUAUAGGUUUCCGCGAAAAGUAAGCUAUCCUGCACAUAAAGCUUUCAUUAUAGAAUUCCAUCGAGUCGCGCCGUACCUAUUCGCAAGUAAUCAAAAUCGAUAGAGCUUUUCGAUAUAUAUAUAGAACGCGUUGAACUAGCAAAAUACCUCAGAAAAUUCUCUGAAUAAUCACAAGAAAUUAGUAAAAGUACAGCAAAUAUAAUAGGAUAACUCUUUCCGCCUGAAAAAACCUAAUCCUUUUACAUACAUGCUUCCAUUGUGAAAACUAGAAAAGCUAAAUCGGUCAAGCCCAGUUUACUAGUCAAUAAACCUUUCUAACAUUAAUGCCACUCUAUUAUUUGCUGUUUAUAAGAAAGAGUUGAUUUUCGCAAGCUUUUUAUCGGAAUUGAGCUUUUGCGUGCAAAUUGUUUACAUCGGAGUUAAGUUUUUUUGCCGACCCUCAACUUCUGUUCGUGGUAACGUAUUUCUUGUGUUAAUUUUAGGGAUACGUUGUGAAAAGGAACACGUUCGCAUCCGCGUGUAGCCACACCUAGUUUUGCGCUGGCAGUUAGCUAUAUGAUGGAGCGCCUAGCAACGACAUCUUUGCUUAAGACUCCCGGCUCUUGAUCUCAUUAAGCAUUACUAAGCAAAUCACGGGGUACGCGCGCUCGCGAUGUGUGGCCUUUCUAUGGGGCCCUCUAGUUAUGCCUUAUUUUCUAUCUACUAUAGAGAUUCCUUUUUAUAGAAAAGGGCUCCGUGAAAAUGUGUUGCGGAAAUCUCGAGAUCCGAACAUGCCGCCUGCAUAAAACUGCCUUAUAAUAGUAGCUUUGCUUGAGUCAAAAUAUGACUAACAUUUUAUACCUAUCAGAUAAAGUGCUAAUGCAAAGCUUGUCUGAAAAAUGAAUUCCCUGAACGCUGGGGCUUAGCACCAAAUAGAAUGUUAUAGAUACUUUAUAUGGCAGGCUAUAUUAUUAAUAAAUGAUCAAAAACUGAAAAUAAUCUGCGUUUAUUUUAUAUGCAAAUUUGUAAAGUUAUAGGUAGGCUGCAAGUUUGAUAUCAUUCCCCAAGUAAAAUUGCGUAAAAACUUCAUAAAGCAUAGCAUGUUCCCUCCAGAAGCAGCUUUUUUGCUCAUCUACAGGUUCUUGAAAUCCAACUAUUCCAAAACAGCGAUGCAUUGCAUUAACAAUUUUUUUUUACUUCACUUAAAUUUGCACGCACGAAAGCAAAAUGAGCAAAUAAACUACAACAAAGCAAAUAAACUAGUGAAGAUUAUUCUUCAAACAUAACGUGAAAGAAAUUCAGUUAUCAUUCUUUAGACAUUCACGGAGUGUAUAUUGUGCUACAAACGAAAAGGUCAGGCACUUAGACACAUCUUGAACUACACCAAUCCCCACUUUGACUAAGUAUGACGUUUUUGAACUGUGGCCUUCCGGAUAUGAUGAUGCCUGCGUAAUCCUGGAAACCAAUGUCCUUAAUAGAAGGAAUAAUUAGAUAGACACAUUACACGUAUUGUAAAACCAUGCUAGUAGACCUUCAAAUGAAUAUGGCUGUGGAUACGAGGUCAUUACUGUUCAUAUCUCCAGGCCGAUCCCUCCUACUUCUAACAAACGGCUUUAAACGGGGG
This is a messenger RNA of Varroa destructor (honeybee mite), 4427 nucleotides long. RefSeq names its product dnaJ homolog l(2)tid, mitochondrial-like. Gene Ontology annotation, biological process: mitochondrion organization; protein folding; response to heat. Gene Ontology annotation, molecular function: ATP binding; heat shock protein binding. The record is from RefSeq and is a predicted model, not a curated record. Lineage: Eukaryota; Metazoa; Arthropoda; Arachnida; Mesostigmata; Varroidae. Gene Ontology annotation, cellular component: mitochondrion.